Messenger RNA from Penicillium macrosclerotiorum, 777 nucleotides. Its product is annotated as alpha/beta hydrolase. NCBI's taxonomy places the organism in Eukaryota, Fungi, Ascomycota, Eurotiomycetes, Eurotiales, Aspergillaceae. The transcript has 2 exons. Bases 1 to 777 code for a protein of 258 amino acids. The record is from RefSeq and is a predicted model, not a curated record.
AUGGCCUUACAUAAGAAACCUAUCUUCGUCUUUGUGCCUGGGGCAUGGCAUACCGCUGAUACAUUUGAUGGUAUUCGGGACUUGCUCACCGCGAGGGGCUUUGAAUCGGAAGCUGUUACAAUUCCUUCUGUUGGAUCAAAUGACCCCAAGACUGGACUCUAUGCAGACACUGGCUAUACCCGGGGUAUUAUCCAUGAGCUUGUGAGCAAUGGACGCCAGGUCGUGGUGGUAAAUCAUUCAUAUGGUGGCCUAGUCGGCGCGGGCGCCGUCGAAGGUCUUGGAUACGCACAACGGGCCAAGACUGGCCAACCUGGGGGCGUAAUUAUGGUGGUUUGGAUGGCAGCGGUUGUGGCUCCCAAGGGCAAGUCUGUGAUUGACAUGUUGGGUGGCAAUUGGCUUCCCUGGAUGCUGUUGAAGAGUCCAGAUGACGGCUAUUGCUACUCUUCCGAGCAAGAACAUGUCUUCUAUCAUGACAUGACCCCCGAGGAGCAGCAGAAGGCGAUCUCUAAGCUAAAGCCACACCCCGUGUCGUCCCUCCUGGAACCCGUUCUGUACGAACCGUGGCAUGACAUGCCCUCCUUCUUCCUUUACUUCGAUAAGGACCAGGCACUUCCACUUCAGGUUCAGGAGAGCUUUGCCCAGACUUUGGGCAACCCGGCGGCUUUUCAUACGGAUGGGUCGCACUCGGCAUUUUUGAGUAUGCCGGAGCAGGUUGCGGGUGGCCUCGAGCUAGCCCUAAAGACAGGACAGGAGCAAAGUGGAAUUAUCGUGAAUUGA